ACUGUAGCGCCCGUGCUCCACUGAAAGUGUCUGGCUCCUCUCUUCAGAGGCAGUGCGAGCGGACAAGGGGGCGGACCGGCGAAAGGAAACUUGACAGAAAAUAAUAGCUGCCACUCCGCUGACCUCCAUACAGUUGCUGAUAAUUUCCAGUAUUAGUAUUUCUCUGAGAACAGGCAACUGUGCUCACUGAAGACGCGCGAGCGGCUGUGGUGGAGGCGCGCCCAGAGUAGGAAUAACGUUAGCAGGCAAACUGAGAGAAAGGUGAGGUCAAGGCACCUUUGGGAAGAACAGACGGAGGGCAGUAACAAGUCAGCGCGCUCAGCUACAGGUAGCACUACGUUAGCUGUCGUGGCAAUAGAUAUCAAAGUACAGGCGGGUCAUGCGGAUCUCUCCGGUCGCUGAUCGGAGCGCAGCGUCGCAGCAGUAAACGGUGGGGAGAGAGACAAGAAAAGGAAAACAGAAGAACCAGACCGCUUCUAUCACUCCGUCCAAGCGGUCUCCUGGUCACAGGGAAGAGCAGCCAUGUCGCGGAGAAAGCAGAGCAAACCCCGGCAGAUAAAGCGUUCCCUUGGUGAUCUCGAUGGUGGUGAUGAAAACACACCAGACAACCUCAGCCUAUCCGGAGAGGAUGGAGGAGCCUCAGACCCAGAUGAUUCAGCAGAAGGUGACAGCUCCAGCCCCUUGCCAUACACACCACUGUACGAUGAAGAACCCAGGAUGCAGGACUCUCAAGGAGGCCUUGAUAAUGAAGAGGUGGAUGAGGCGGAGCAAGGUUUAACACACAGCAGCAGAGAGGAGCAAGAGGAAGGGACAGAAGAGGAAGAGGUGUUACCAUGGAGGGGUCCAGAUGACUUGGAGUUGAGUAAAGAUGGCUGUGACAGCAGGGUGGUGGCUGGCAGGGACCUUCAUCCAGACACAACUUGGGGCCCCUAUCCAGGAAUCCUGCAAUCAGAGGGCAGCACAGAUGAUCAGGAGGCAGAGACCUCUCAGCUGACUCUUGUGUUUGGAGAUCCAGACUGUUGGAUCAGUCUCCUCCCUCUUACCACUGACACCUCAGCAGCAAACUGCCUAAUCUACAGCCAAGGUGAUGAGUUGUUCUGUAAGGUGACCAGAGAGCUUGUGGCUGGUGAAGGGCUCUUGGCUUCACUGACGCCACCUAAGGGCUCCUCCUCUUCCCCGCUGGCUCAGCCUUCUCCCCCACUGAGCCUCAUCACACAGAAACAACCUGUAGUGAAGGAGGAGCCACUUUACCCAACAGUGCUGCGCUCAGACAUUCAACUCCUCCCACAGCAAGCUGGCAUGGCCGCCAUCUUGGCUACUGCAGUUGUCAAUAAGGACAUCUUCCCAUGCAAGGACUGUGGGAUUUGGUAUCGCAGUGAGAGGAACUUGCAGGCACAUCUUAUGUACUACUGUGCCAGCCGUCAGAAGCAGCCAGCAGCAGCCUCGUCUCCGCCACAAGACAAACCCAAGGAGUCCUACCCCAAUGAACGCAUCUGCCCCUUUCCACAAUGCAACAAGAGCUGCCCCAGUGCCAGCUCACUGGAGAUCCACAUGCGCACACACAGUGGUGAGCGUCCAUUUGUCUGUCUCAUCUGUCUGUCAGCCUUCACCACUAAAGCAAACUGUGAGCGCCACCUUAAGGUACACACAGACACACUGAACGGGGUGUGUCAUGGCUGUGGCUUCGUCUCCACCACUAGGGACAUUCUCUACAGCCAUCUGGUCACCAGCCACAUGGUUUGCCAGCCUGGAUCCCACAGUGAGGUCUACUCCCCUGGGCCAGGCCUUCCCAAGCUGCCCCUUUCCACUGGUCUCAGUCCUGGAGAUUCUGGUGUGGUGCUGAAGUGUCAAGUGUGCGGCCACAACUCUGACUCGCCGGCCCAGCUUCAGCAGCAUGUACGAACCCACCUAGAGGUUAGGGUCCUGGCAGAAAGGAGCCCCACCCCUCGCCAAAGUACCCCAUUAUCAGUUGACCACCCCCAGAUCAAGCUCUCUUCCCAGAGGGAGCCCCUAGCUUGUGUCCCAAAGCCAAACUCAUCUAGCCCAGGCACAAACGGUGGCUCAGCCACUCCUCGAGACUAUUGUCCGACUGAUGUCCCAGCCACUGAUCUAAAGAUCAAAGAGGAGCCUCAUUCAGAUACUGAGACCGAAGAACAUAAAUUGAAGAUUAAAGAGAAUGGUGAGGAGGAGGACAAUGGUGAAGAGGAGGGGGACCAAGAAGCAGGAAGGAAGACAAAAGACGUACAAACCCCCACCUCCUCAGGUCAGACAUCAAACUCUCCAAAAAGUCCAGCCACCGCAACUGUGAAGGCAGAACCAACUAGUCCCACCCCUGGCUCUAGCCCUGCCCAUGCAGGAGGCACAGGGUCAGUUCUUCCAGAAGGAGCAAUGUUCUUGUCUCAGUACAUGUUUAACCCUGAGUCAGCCAUUUUGCCUCAGGCUUCAGAGAUACUGGCAAAAAUGUCAGAGAUGGUCCACAGCCGUCUGAAACAGGGUCAGGCACUUCCUACAAACAACCCAGCCUUCUUCCCCUCUGGACCAACUGUACCAACAGCCACAGCCACUCCGCCCCACAAGGGAGCUACCUGCUAUGAGUGUGAUAUCACAUUUAAUAACAUUAACAAUUUUUAUGCACAUAAAAGGCUGUACUGCUCCAGCAGACACCAUGGAGAAGGUGCAACCUCAGCUUCAGGCCUUGGUUCAACAAGGGAUGCAGCCCCAGCCACGGUGCCUUCCAGCGGGGCACAGGGCUCAACUACUUCUCCUCAGGGUGGAGCAGCAAGUAGAGCAGCCUCUGCCUCACCCGCUGAUUCUGACCCUCCUGCAGGGAGUGGAGCGACAGAAUCUAGGAGGGUGGUAGAAGUGAAGACAGAAACCCCUGUGGUGAGAGAGGGAAUAUCCUCUUCUUCGGAAGGGGAAGGUGGCGGUGGAAGUGUUGGAGGAGGAGGUGGAGAAGGAAGAGCGAGUGAAGGCAGCCAGAGUCCUGCUAGUGGUUCUGUAGAGGACCUAGAAGAUGAUCCAAAUAGAACCUUCUGCGAGGCCUGUAACAUCCGUUUCAGCCGCCAUGAUAACUAUACUGUUCACAAACGCUUUUACUGUGCAUCUCGCCAUGACCCAUCGAACCAGCGAUCCUCACACAUUACCAAGGCAUCCACCUCAGCAGCCUUUCUUCCACAGCCUAUUCGCACACGCAAGAGGAAGAAAAUGUACGAGAUUCACAUGGCCAGAACUGAAGCCCUAGCCAGUGCGGCAGCCGCAGCUGCAGCUGCAGCUGCUGUCACUGCUGCUGCCUCUGCCCCGUCCCCCUCCAUUCUGGGCUUGGCAGUAAAGCAAGAAGAUUCUCCCAGCGGAGCAGGCAGCUCCAGCCCCGAAAGAGAUGGCCCAAUUGAUCUGAGCAAGAGGCCUCGUCUCAGAGAGGUUCCACAGCAGAGCGGUAGCAGUAUUCUCCCUGCCCUGCCACUUAGUGAUUACCACAAGUGCACUGCCUGCAGUAUCAGCUUCAACAGCAUUGAGAAUUAUCUUGCUCACAAAACAUACUAUUGCCCUGCCACCACCCUUCAGCCCCACACCUUGGAACAGCUUCAUAGGCUUAAGAGAUCAGCCUCUACCUCUCCCAAAAGCAGACCUCAGCAGGAAUUCUCAGAUCUUCUGCACCCAAUAGAGGCUAAAGCUCUCCCUGCUGAAUGGGUUGUUCAGACUCAAGGCACAUCAUCCAGUCCUCAUCCCUCUUUCUUACCUGCCUCCAAUACCACAUCUCCACCCCAUACUACCACCACACUUGCAGCCACCCCAGGAGCUGGAGCCAAAGGUGUAGGCGCUAGUUCCCCUCAGGUGAUCUGCCCCUACUGCCCUAACAGGCUUCAAGCCUGUGACCUGAUGGAACACUUCAAGACUACCCACGGCCUGGUUGUAACCAUUCAGCCACCACAGGAGGCCCUGCCCCAGUGUGGCAGCACAGUCAGCUGUAGCCCCAGUCUCAGUCCUAGGGAUGGAGCUACUGCAACCUCCUCCUCCGCCCCAACCUGUGUCCUCAGACCGGCCUCCCGAGUGCACAGAGAUGGCAUCAACGGACAGGCAAGGAGCGGUACAACUUCUCCUGUGUCCCCACUGGUAAACGGCAGUCCUUCAGCUGGGGAUGGAUCACCCUCGACCGGCUCACCUUCAGCCGCCUCACCUCUGCCCAUGUCUCCCACAAGGGCUCCCUCUCUGACUCUGUCACCUGUGUCUGAGAUCCUGCAGGAGGCAAUAGAGUCAUCCCACCUUUCAAACAAGGCUACCCCAACCUUGGCCUCCCAUCCAGUGCCCACGCCCCAACCUUCCUCUGUCCCCAGUCUUAAAACCACAAUGAUCUCCCCUGUCCAGAACGGUAACUCCCGCUUCUGUCGGCUGUGCAACAUCAAGUUCAGCAGCCUCUCCACAUUCAUAGCUCAUAAGAAAUACUACUGCUCUUCCCACAGUGCUGAACACGUCAAAUGAGUAGUUCCCUCUUCCUCCUUCAUUUCCUUUAUUUCUCUCAGUGGAGGCUUUCCUUCCCUAAGUUCUCAAAAACUCAGAUGCCCCUGUCUUUUGUGGGUGCCAAAAUGGCACUUAGCUGGCAUGACCAUGAAUGACGAUGAAUGACUGUUACACAUCUGGUGGGGCCUGAUGCCCAACUGCUCCAGAGCAGAGUUUGCAGGUGGUGUUAUUUACAUAUAUUAACUGAUAUUCCUCCACCUAUUGGUCAAGGUUGGUGAGACCGAUGGUACCUGCACACACCAGUGUGACCUCGUCCUCUAGAUCACUCUCUGUCUUAGCACCUCAGUCCCCAAUUAAACAUCUACCACUCCCAAGCCUCAUAGUCUUUUUGCAUUAUGGUAAGUUAAGAUCUAUAUCAGCAACCUCUGCUCUGUCUCUGUUGAACUUAGUUCAAAAUGGCAGUCAUUAGAUUCUUAUUGAUGGAGGCACUUCUGACUGAUGAUGAUUCAGUAAUGAUGAAGCUGAUCUUCAGUCUUUUCCUGAGCUCUUCACGUUCCAGACCUAAAUGGAGGAAUCAUUUAUGUUGUGUGGAAAAGACUUGAUUGUUGUUAAUGUUUUUAUUAACUGUGCAUAGUAUAUGAUGUCUGAAAAAAAGAAUUCUAUAAUGCUUUUAGUUUCAACACUGGCUCUUUUUGCUUACUAGAGAAGUAAAGGUGUUUUUAACUGAAAAAGAAAUAUGCGGUAUCACAAUGUUACUAAUUACUGAAGGAUAAUAUUUCACAAUGGACUGUUUUCCUUUUCUUACAUACACACAAUUUUUUUAUUUUCUCUUUAAAAUACAAGGGAGAAAAAUGUGAAAUAUUUAUCUUCUAUCUUUUAGUCCUCACUGAUUUCAUGUCAACAGAAGACUACCUAGUGAUGUUUGGUGUCAGAGAGUAUUUGUAUUUUUUAUUUGUAUAUUUUUCAUACUGUUGGAAGGAACUAUUUGGAUCUGGGUGUGUUGAAGUGUAUUUUCUAAGUGUAGAUAUGUAAUAUCUUCUCACAGUAAUCACUGGGAUCACACUGAACUUUAUUAUCAUGUUAGCAUUUGGUGUUCUGUUUAUGUAGUCUUUAAUUGAUGGUAAGGGUAAGGUCUGAAAACCAGCGCUUUGUUUAUUUUCAUCCUCUCUUGUACCUUGGAGAUUAGCAACAUGAUUAGAUCAGAACAGCUUUCUCACUCACAUCAGAAAGCUAAGAGAGUGCUUCUGAUACUGCUGUAUUUACACUUUGGUGAGAGUAAUAUAGUAUAGUACUCAGAAUUUAGGUUAUCCAAUAUCCAAAUUUCCAAUAAAAGUCUAUCUUUAGUUACCAGACUCCAUACCAUGCAAAUUAAAGCUUCGAAGGAUACACAGCUUCACGUGUGCCAUUUCAGACAUUUACUGAGGAGUACACAAUACACAUCAGUUCUAUAAUGUCUAAUACACAUCUUUCAAUAUGUUUCAUUUUCUAUUAGUUUAAUGACUGUAUUUCUGUCCGGUAAUGAAGGCAUAGCAAGGAAUAGUCACCUCUUAGUAUAACAUCUCACACAGUAGAGUAAGCACAUAUAUAGAAAAAAAAAACACUUAUUGAGGCUCGUGGUGUAUGUUUGAGAGAGCUGUACUCUUCCUCUUUCACUUUAUUUCUCAGUCACUCAUUCACACACAGUUUAUGCCAAGUUCCCAUGCUGCUGUUUGCAUUUGCAUUCUGGCAUUUGUUAGAACUGUGAAAUACGUUUUACCCCAAUACUGAUGCAAACUUGUGAAUGGAAGGGCUUAUUUUAAAGCAUUAAAGCCCAGACUUCAUUUUGAAUUGAAGCUGCCAAAAGCCAAUUUUGCAACCAGGUGCUGAUUUUUUUUUUGCCUCCAAAUUUUACAAUAAACAAACAUUAUCCUGGGGAUUUUCCUCAUUGUGCAGGAACUGAGGCCAAAACUCACACACAAUGAAAGGGAGAGGGGGAACACGUGGACCAGCUGUUAUUGGACAUUUUCAACUAAAAUCUGGUAUCAGUCUAACUGUAAACUUAAACACAGGACCUCUGUGUUUGUCUGCUACAAAAACUGGAAACUAAAUGUAAAAGUGAAGGAUUUUUAACAUAAUUCAGAACAUCUGUUUUAACAUUUUCUGCUCUGAUGUUGGUUGUAACUGCACUGCACCAGACAGCUUCAACUACUAAGUGUUUACAAUUGUGCUGGUCUCUCUCUGUUCUUAAAAGGAGAGAGGAAAUACAGAAAAAUGUCACAGAGCCAUGUUGACUGGUCGCAAAUUGAGAAACUGAGCUCUGGAAAGUCGUCAUUUAAACAUAUCCCCAUUUAAUUGCACUGUGUUGUUUAAAAUGUGCUGAAUGUUUUAGUUUUAGGGACUUUUUUGUCAUAUAUUUAUGUCAUGCAGAACUUUUCCCUGUCCAAAAUGCUUUUACUGUUCUACCUUGAAGGACUCUGAAAGAUUUAAUCCCCCACAGACAACUUCUUUUUCUUAGAUGCAAACAUGCUUUGCUAAUAAUUCCUCUGAUGUCCUGUCCAUAAUGAAGAAAAUCACAUUGAAUGUCUAAUUUUUUUUUUUCCAUAUUUUAAUUUCAUUUCAGUUUCACUACAGUCGUGUCCAAACUAUGCAUGGGAAAUAAAAAAGUUCUGAGAGACAC
Molecule: messenger RNA, 7111 nt
Organism: Acanthopagrus latus (yellowfin seabream)
Lineage: Eukaryota; Metazoa; Chordata; Actinopteri; Spariformes; Sparidae
Gene: zfpm1
Product: zinc finger protein, FOG family member 1
Exons: 9
Coding region: 523-4476 (1317 amino acids)
Biological process (GO): megakaryocyte differentiation; negative regulation of transcription by RNA polymerase II; heart development
Cellular component (GO): nucleus
Molecular function (GO): RNA polymerase II-specific DNA-binding transcription factor binding
Source: RefSeq, a predicted model, not a curated record